AUGGCGCAGCUCAGCCCAGCCACCAAGCCUCUAGCAGGAAUGCUGGCGUCCCUGAUGCUGCGACAGGUGGGUGGUGGAACGGUGGGCUCUCUUGCAUCCCUCCCAUCCGUCCCCUGCAUACGCCAUUUCCAUGCUCCCCAUCACAGUGUGGAUCACAAUCUCCUCCACCUAACUUCCACCUCUCCCCCUCUUUUGCAUCCCUCCCCUCCUUCCCCUGCAGUGUGCCAUUGCCAUUUCCACUGUAAUCACAGUGUGGAUCACAGUCUUCCUACUGCAACUCUCAAGCCUCCCAAACCUCUACUCCCCCACUACCUCUCCCCUCCUUCCCCUGCAGUAUGCCAUUGCUAUGCUCCCCAUCACAGUGUGAAUCACAGUCUCCUCCACCUAACUUCCACCUCUCCCCCUCUCUUGCAAAACCCCCCAUCUCCCCUCCCUCUCCUCCUCUCUUGCAAAACUCCCCACCUCCCCUCCCUCUCCCCCUCUCUUGCAACCCUUCCCCUGCAGUACGCCAUUGCCAUGCUCCCAAUCACAGUGUGGAUCACGUACGCCAUUGCCAUGCUCCCAAUCACAGUGUGGAUCACGGUCUUCCUCUCGCGACUCAACAUGGCCAUAUGA
Closterium sp. NIES-65 is the source of this 615-nucleotide messenger RNA. NCBI's taxonomy places the organism in Eukaryota, Viridiplantae, Streptophyta, Zygnematophyceae, Desmidiales, Closteriaceae. The record is from the annotation of a GenBank genome assembly.